GCUCCACGUUGGCACUUGAGGAGCCUCUCGGUGGGGAGGGGGCGGGAGCAGGUGAUAGACCGUGAAGCAGCCGCUGAAGUGGCUGGUAGAAUACGGCUCAUCUCCCCGCCGUUACAACUCCGGGGAAGGGGGCGCCGAAGUGGAAUAGUUAGCGAGAAUUCAAAACUCAAAUCAAACGGGCGCAGUUAGAAUUAUAAAGGUGUAGAGCGCGCGGGUUGUUUGCGGCGGGUGCUGACGUGUUGCAGCGUGAGGCCUAGUCCCGGGCCGGAGCCGCGGCCUCCGCUCGCCAUGGAGACGCUCUAUCACCAGACCAACAAGCAGAUCCAUGAGGUGCAAACCCACAUGGGGCGGCUGGAGAAGGUGGACGCACAGUCUGUUCACUUGGUGGAAAACGAAAUCCAAGCCAGAAUAGAUCAAAUAUUUAGCAGUUUGGAGCGACUAGAAAUAUUGACAAGCAAAGAGCCACCAAACAGACGGCAGAAUGCCAAGCUCCGAGUGGAUCAACUGAAAUAUGACUGCCAGCACUUACAAACGGCUUUGAAAAAUUUCCAGCACCACCGCUAUUCACGUGAACAACUGGAUCGAGAGCGCGAGGAAUUGUUGCAACGCACGUUCACAACCAAUGAUGCUGACACAUCAAUAGCAAUAGACGAGAGCUUGCAGUUUAAAACUUCUUUACACAAUGCACACAAAGGAAUGGAUGAUCUCCUGGGGAGCGGGUCCUCUAUUCUCACUGGACUACGGGAUCAGCGGAUGACUCUCAAGGGAGCACAAAAGAAGAUCCUCGAUGUAGCAAAUAUGUUGGGAAUGUCGAACACCGUGAUGCGUCUGAUUGAGAAACGGGCCUUCCAGGACAAGUUCAUUAUGAUCGGUGGAAUGGUCGUGACCUGCAUCAUCAUGGUCUUGGCGUUCAAGUACUUGACAUGAGCAGAUGCCUUUGUGAUGCAGUCUGCUACAGGAACCAAUCAGUAUUUCCUUGAGAAACUGACCAAGUCUCUGUCUGACUCAUCGCUGUCUGAUCUUGACCCCUCUCUUCAGCCCAUCCAUCUAAAAUAAUUUACAGAAUGCCGAUAAACUUGAUGAACAAUCCAGUGCACGCAAUUAGCUACACAGCUUCCAAUUGUUUCUGAGAGGAAGACUGAUCAAAGACAUGGUGAAGACUAAUAAUUCUGAUUAGAAAUAAUAAAAUAUUGAAUUCCAAUGAACUUUAUUUCCUUGUACCUGGAAGAGAAGAAUGUAUCGGUCUGCACAUUGAUAAAGAUUUUUUUGAGGCAGGCAGCUACCUCUUUGCCCAACCAUCCCCAUAUAAUUGCAACUAGUGGCAGCUUCAAAAGCUGUACUUCUCAAUAGAACCCUUUUGUCCUUGAAUCUGUCAAAGGUAGAAUUCUAUGAAUGCUGUGACACAUGCUUCAGAAGCUGGCCAGGCACUAACUAUGCAAUGCUCUAUUUUCUUGGAGUCCAAAUUCCAAGGUGUAAAAAAGGUUCCUGUUCCAGAGUUCCUUUAGGAUCCAUUCCGAGUCUGACUUGUGCGGUUCAUGUUAUCUCACCUCUCAAUUUUGAAGAAAGCGUGAGAGUUCCCUCCUGCCUUCUUGUGUCAUGCCAUUAUUUAUUUCUCCUUUAACAUUGCUUUGAAUACAAUUGUUAUGUGUGGGACCUCGCUUUAAGCAAUUGGCCAGCAGUGGCAACACAGUGACACCACUGGCAUCAGGCUGUAACUACAACAUGAAUAAUUUUAAACAAUACGAGUUGAGCCUCUGGUCUGGCACCCUUGGGACCUAACUGGUGCCUGACCACAUCAUUUGCUCCCAGAUCAUCUUCCUCCAAGUAGGAGAACUGUUUUUAAGUACAGACCGUCCCUGGGGAGUGGUUCUGUAAACCAAAGUUUCCAUAAAGUGGAAACACUGUCAGCUGAGAUUGCAAAAAUUGCAUUACAAGGUUCAUCUAGCUACAGAUUUAAACAGAUUUUAGUUCACUUUUAGAUUUUCAUUAAUUCAUAGAUAGAAUUAGUUAAUUAGUGCAGAUCUGAACCACAGAAUCGAAACAUGCCAGACCACAGUUGCCGGACCAUUGACCAGAGAGUUUCAACCAUAUCGCAAGAUACUCUAUAACUGUUACAUCCAUCCAUCUGCCAUAGCUCAAAUGGGUUCCUAGCAAUGCUGCUUGGCAUGUGUGCAAGAUAUCCUAAUCCCCACCUAAUAUAGUUCACUCAACAAUUGUUCUCAAAGAAACGUUACAAUGUAUGAAAUGGGACUGUAAAUAUACUUUAAAUUUCUCCUUUAAAGAUUUUUCAUUGUUGCUGUUUGAGCCAGUAUUUAUUAUAAAGCAGCAAAUUGCCUUUUACAGUUUUAAUGGUCUCCAGAUGUCAUCAAUGUGGCUUUGGGAAUGUUAAAAAUGGUGUUGCGUUGUAUAUCUCCACCUACAGCCCACGCGGUUGAUUUGGAUCAAGUAUGUGCUGUGAUUGAAGCCCUGAUUGAAGCAACCAGUUUGCUGACUGUGCAUCAGACUGUGACCACUUCCAACAGGAACAUCUCUUGCUUGGCCUGCAGAGUACUUUGAAAAGUGUCUGUUGUACUGUCAAUUAAAAAGAGCCUAAAUUGCAUCUUUGCUCAUUA
Molecule: messenger RNA, 2612 nt
Organism: Amblyraja radiata (thorny skate)
Lineage: Eukaryota; Metazoa; Chordata; Chondrichthyes; Rajiformes; Rajidae
Gene: gosr2
Product: golgi SNAP receptor complex member 2
Exons: 6
Coding region: 289-927 (212 amino acids)
Biological process (GO): intra-Golgi vesicle-mediated transport; vesicle fusion
Cellular component (GO): Golgi apparatus; ER to Golgi transport vesicle membrane; SNARE complex
Molecular function (GO): SNARE binding; SNAP receptor activity
Source: RefSeq, a predicted model, not a curated record